UGGGAAGGUUAAAUAAAUAAUCGUUAAUCGAAGCAAUCGCAGUAAUUAAAGCCAAAAAGUUCAUGUCCAAACUUCUUUAUGCGCCGGGAGUAAAUUUCAUUUGAAGCGUUUUCAAAAUGAUGGAACUCUUGCCUCUCACGGAAGCGGAAAGAGGAUCCGAACGGUUGCGAAAAGCUCUUGACAAGGAACUGUUUAUCUCUAACUGCAAAACGCGAAUCAGAGGGCGCAAAAAGCUGCAAAAAUACUUGCCAGAGCGAUCCAGUUUUUUGUUCGAUUUUCUGGAACGACACCGGAUCAGUCGGAAUGCUCAUCUGCGCACCAACAUCUACAAAGAGCUGCUCGGUGAGUCGGAUCGAUCCGUUCAGCUGAAGAACAAGGUGAUCAGCUCUAUGAUUCCAGACGAGGUGCUAACCAGCGCCGAAGAUUAUCGGCCCCGGAAGUUCAUGACCGCUAUGAUGUUUGUGGAUGUUUCCGGCUUCACGGAUCUGUCGGAAAAAUUCAACCAACCGGGCAAAGGCGGAGCCUCGAAGCUGUCUCAGGUGCUAAAUUCCUAUCUGGGGGCCAUGGUCCAGGAGAUUUUGUCUCACGGUGGGGAUCUGCUCAAGUUUUCCGGCGACGCGUUUUUAGUAUUGUUCAAAGAAAAUCCAUCUCUGUCGCUACCGGAUGCUACCCACAGGGCCAUCGAUACUGCUAUCAUUUUGCAGAAGUCGUUCGGGGCCUAUGUAACGGAAGUUGGUGUUACGUUACGGGUCAAAAUUGCCAUUUCGGCUGGGGAAGUUUACUUUACGCUGAUAGGAUCGGAGCUCUUUUCGCACUACAUCGUUAUUGGGCAGCCGGUGUGGAAGGUGAAGAUUGCCGAAAAGGUUGCGGAAGCUGGAGACAUCGUUGUGAACUUCUUGGCUUGGAAUUAUAUUCACGACAACGAGUACAUUUCUGAGCACUGCGAUGAUAAGGUUCAUGUUAAAAUUUUGGGUUUCACAAGCUAUUGGCGAUCGACUCAACGUUUAAAUCUGUUCGAUAUGAUGCAUGACUUGGACGAAGAUGAAUCAGAAAUGAUGGUUGGAACCGAUGAGGUGAAGCUUGACUUGGAAACGCUUCGAAUUCGCCCAAGUUUGAAACACGUUGCCUCCCGUGCCGUUUCGGCUUCGUUGAGGCGAUUCAUGAUCAAACCUAUCCUGUACGCGAUUGACAAUCAAGAACCCCUGGAAUAUCUGACCGAAAUGCGACAGAUUGUAACUGUUUUUUUAAACAUCGUGUUGAAACCGAAAGCGAUACGUGUGGUAAUUGAUGAAAUCAAUUCAAUUUUUACCCAGCUUUGCGAACUCGUGACGGGUUACGAAGGAACCGUCAACAAGGUGUCGCUUUUCGACAAGGACGUGAUGGUGUUGAUAAUUUUCGGACUUCGUGGGUACAAACAUGAGCUUGACAGCCAGAUAGCUCUGCGCUGUGCUGCCGAAAUACGGGAUGUGUAUAGAUCAAAUCCAAAAGUUCUGUCGGCAUCGAUAGGCGUUACAACUGGAAUGACUUAUUGCGGAGUUGUAGGACAUUUUGUGCGGCGGGAAUAUUCGGUCAUAAGUGUUACGGUUAACAAGGCGGCUCGGCUUAUGAUGGCCUACCCGAACAAGGUGACUUGUGACAGGGAUACGUUUAUGAUGAGCAAAUUGGAUCCGAUUCAUUUCACGCUUCAAGAACCGAUCGAGUUGAAGGGGCUUCAAAACGUGGGACCAAUCUAUGAGUUCAGGGAAAUCAUACCGGAACGAGAAUUGAUAAAGCCGAUCGAGUACGAGUAUCCACUCGUCGGUCGCGAUGAAAUUCUCGAAGUAUUUCAGGACAUGCUAGAAGACGGUCUGUUUCAGUCGCGACAUUUUUCCUCCAGUUUAUCCAUUGAAACCGCCAACAACCAAAACUGUUUGCUCAUCAAGGGAGAGGCUCAGAUGGGAAAAUCUAGACUGUUAAAUGAAUUAUUCAAUGUUUCGCUGAAAAAUAAGAAAAGCAGUACCUUGAGGCUAACGUUGUGUAUGAAAGACAGUAAGAGUCCAUACUCCGCUGCAUAUCUUUAUUUGUCGCGUCCGCUCGGAUUCACCGAAACUAUCACAAGCAUAACUCGUCAAAACCGCAUCAAACAAUAUUUGGUGGAGUACAGAGUUUUCAGUAAACUUUGGUUAUUGAAUGAAAUUCUUAAGGUGGAGUUUCCCGAAACAGAAGCCAUUCGAAAUAUGAGCAAAGCGGAACAGGAAAUUCAGCGGCAUAAACUGUUCGAGUUAUUGUGCCUCAAGGCCUUCCAAAACUUAUGGGUUUUAAUUAUUGACGAUGCAGAAUUCAUGGACAACGAAUCCUUCGAGCUGUUUGAAGUGAUCUGGAAAAUGCCGCAGGUCAUUUCGGUGCUCGCCUUCGGCUAUCAGCGGCGGGUCGAGCAGAGGUGCCUGAAGGUGUUCGAUGACCCACGCGUCUUCCAGAUGAAGCUGUUGCCGAUCGAUACCCUGCUGCAGAAGGCGAUCGCGUGCCAGUUCUUGAAUGUUAACGCCAUUCCGUUGGACUUAGAGCGAGCCAUUAACACCAGGAGCAACGGCAACCCGGGUUGGAUGAAUACCUUCCUGAUGUCCCUGCGUCAAAGUGGAAUGCUGCGUAUGGUUCGGAUGAGCUAUUUCCAGGCCCAAUCGCAGGGAUUCGUUUUCUGUGAGGCCGGUUUCCUGCAGCGAGGAAGUGACACCAGAUCGUCGUUGCUUUUCCGUUUGAACACAACGGAUUGGGAUCUGUUCGAGUCGUGCUGUGGGGAUGAUCAGGAAAUGAACUUUGCGGAGUCCUCUUUCUCGAGCAAGCUGGUGGAUGUGGCCACUCUGAGGGGAGAAAUUGAGGCCCAAAACUAUUUUUCAUCCUCCUGUCUUGAUGCAUUUCAUUUGAUGCUGUACGAUUCGCUUUCCUCUUAUGAGCAAUUUGUAUGCAAGUGUGCCGCCGUCCUGGGGGAAAAGUUUCUGCGGUUGGCGCUAAUGUUUGUCAUCGCCCAGGAUGACGAACAGGAUGUGUCCAUUGCAAUCAAGAAACUUUUUGACCUUCAAAUCUUGUCCUGUGCCGUUGGCGAUUUCACGCAAGGCUCUGUUCUGUACCAAAAAAAUGUCAACGCCAGCUACCUAAAGAAGGUAACAUGUGGCUGCAUCAAUCUAAUUAUUCCGAGAGCGUGUAGAAAUUUACCCCGAUAUGCCGCAUGCGGCUAUGCCAAGUUCAACUCUAACCAAUUCCGGCAAACCGUUUACAAUUUGCUGACCGAGGAGCAGAAGACCGAAUUCCACAGCAGGGCGCUCACAUUCAUUGAGUGUGAAUCAAAAAAAUGUUCCAGUUGUGGGGGCGGAUCCUUCCAUAACUUAAUCAGCUUGGAUGACCAGUUUGAAGUUCUAGUCGGUUUCAAGGAUCGCAAAUUUUUGGAAAUACCAUACAAUAAUGUAAAAUUGCGAUACAGCACGUACCACCCACUGGAGUCCGUUAGAAGGAGCAAUCAAUUGUUAGAAUGUUUUUGGUUUGCCAAGCGGCAUCCCUUCCAUAACCAAGUUCCGAUUCUGAGCUAUCGGGAGUUCAACUUUACCCAAUGUCGAUGUCAUACCAUAAAGUAUUCGAUGUAUAGCGAAGUGGUAUUCCACAGCAAAGGAGCAGGAUUGUCGGAAAAGCACAUCGAGGCCCAAAUAGAGUGGGCUAAUUGUUGCAUCAAAAUAGCUAACAUUCCGAAGGCUAUCCAGAUGUUAGAAAGCGUUUUGGAACAGUUUCAGGACAUCGAUCGCUUCGAAAACAUAUCAUUGAUGACAUAUUUGAAAGGUCGGCUCUAUACGCUGUUGGCCCUUUGUAGAUUCGAACUGAAACAGUUCACACUGGCAACCGAGUACUUCUACACAUCUGCUGAAAUUCUUGGUGUGAAGUUUCCCAAAUCAAAUAAACUUGCCAAGAUUCAGUACGACAUCCUGUUCUACAAAGUCAAGGCAAUACUUCAACGCAAUGAACUGAAACCUUCUACCCAAUCCCGGCCGAUUUGGUAUGCUCUGAUCUGUUCGCAGCUGUCGACCUGUUUCGGAGGCAUGUUCGGGCUUUUUCGCAAACUAAGCAAAUGGAAACUCGCUCAACUGGCGGCCAUCUGGAGCCUGAAGCACGCUCUGAAAUAUCGACGCAAUGGAGGAGUGCUAGUGGAUGCCUUCGCAGCUUUGUUCCAGAUUGCAUUUCACAUGGGAUUUUCCGAGAGUAUUGCUUGGAUGCAAGAGCGAUCCCUGCAGAUAAUAGCAUCCAAUGUUUAUGAAGUCAAUGUCGAUUAUAUGAAAUCCAUUAUUAGGUAUUACACGGCUCUGUUGAUGUGUCAAACUAUUCGAAGCACGAAAACACUAUCGAUAGAAUUAGGUAAAGUUGUGCUGGAAAUUACUGAUACACUGCAAUACAAAUCCGGAGAGUGGCACAUAAUUCCUAUACUGGCUGAACUUCUGUUGUCCCACAAACGAAUACCGGAAGCUGUGGAAAUGCUGAAACAUUUUGAGGAACGCACUUCCAAAUAUCAGGAUGAUGCCGGCAAAGCCUGGUACUAUGCAAUUGCUAUGGACAUUAUGUUGGACACGAGUUGUUGUAUCGAAUCUUACAAAUCUUGCGAAAGUUUUGUGCUAGAAAACUGCGAAGCCCUCGGUUAUCAGAAAGAUGCCUACGCAGUUAAUCGCCUGUAUGCCGAUCUUUGGCUUUGGUGUGUAAGAAAUGGUGCUUGGGAAACGGCAGACACGUGGAUGAAUAAACUGCAGGCAGUUUUCGUCCUCACACCUCACGAUUCGAUGAUCAAUGUACAUACCUCUGUUCGCUUAAUGGAGGGUUUGAAUCUUUGCCUGGUUAAUAAAAUCGAAUCUCGUAGCGUAAUAGCUAUUGCUAAAUUGAAGACUGCGAUUCUCAAAAUAAGCGAAAAUAUAGAAAAUGCCUUGCAAAUCAGUAAGUGCCACGAAGCAAAGUAUCGUUUUCAGAAAAUGUUUUACAAGCAUAUUACACACGCCAAACCGAAAAAUCUUGAAACGAUGGAAAAGAUCAGUAAAUAUGCCGUUAGUCGAAAUGAUUUGCUGUGCGGAGAAAAAGUGCUUCACAAUGUUAUGCACUGGCGUUGCGAGCUAUCGCCGAUGAUUGAUUCGUUCUGGGCCGAUCACUGUUCUGGCGGAUCCAACGUUGAAGAAGUUCAGGACAGUGGAAUCGUGAGGACACAAACGACGGGGCUGCCGGAAAAUUUACCAUACGAUUAUACCUGCUUCACGAUGAAUGAUCAACGAGUGUACCCGUUUUCGUUGCCUCUGCCGAAGGCCCGAUAUUUCUGAUAGAAUUUGUCGCCGUUUUGUUUUAAAACAGUUAAAAUCAAUGUUACAGUUUCAA
Messenger RNA from Uranotaenia lowii, 5370 nucleotides. Its product is annotated as adenylate cyclase type 10-like. The transcript has 22 exons. Gene Ontology annotation, cellular component: cytoplasm. The coding region runs from base 117 to 5315 and encodes 1732 amino acids. NCBI's taxonomy places the organism in Eukaryota, Metazoa, Arthropoda, Insecta, Diptera, Culicidae. The record is from RefSeq and is a predicted model, not a curated record. Gene Ontology annotation, molecular function: adenylate cyclase activity. Gene Ontology annotation, biological process: intracellular signal transduction; cyclic nucleotide biosynthetic process.